This is a messenger RNA of Notothenia coriiceps (black rockcod), 5056 nucleotides long. RefSeq names its product protein VPRBP. Lineage: Eukaryota; Metazoa; Chordata; Actinopteri; Perciformes; Nototheniidae. Gene Ontology annotation, molecular function: nuclear estrogen receptor binding; histone H2AT120 kinase activity. Bases 203 to 5056 code for a protein of 1617 amino acids. Gene Ontology annotation, biological process: protein ubiquitination. The record is from RefSeq and is a predicted model, not a curated record. The transcript has 27 exons. Gene Ontology annotation, cellular component: nucleus; Cul4-RING E3 ubiquitin ligase complex.
CGUGAAAUGACGUGAGGAACGUGUUCGCCAUAAUGAUAAUAAACCGUGAACACAAAGCUACACUGUAGCAUUUUAAGCUUUGGCUUUGAAACAGUGGUCGGUACGUAGAUAUUCACCAAGGAGCAACCAAGUUUGGACUGAUAUCAGUCUUGGAAAAUUCGCUAAAACCGAGGAAGAACUGAGCGAACAACGAGGCUGCGCUAUGGCGUCGGCGUCUGCCAGCGUGGACUCCAAGGCAGAGCUGACUGCUUUACUGGAACAGUGGGAGAGGGAGCAGCAAGGCAGCACACAGGAGCUGGUUAACAUCAUCACCAAAAUCUCAGAGCUUGUUGAGAAAGAGACAGAGGAAUACCACAAAGCGGACCCCGACCCUUUUGAUGAUCGACACCCUGGGAGAGCUGAUCCAGAAUGUGUGUUGGGGCAACUGCUCAAGAUCCUGUUCAAGAAUGAUGACUUUAUGAACACACUGGUGAAUAGCUAUGUGAUGACCAGCAGAGAAUUUCCCCUAAAUGCAGCAGCAUGCCGCCUGCUUCAGAACAUCAUGCCUGGAUUGGAGACGGCUGUUGUCUUUCAGGAAAAGGAGGGCAUAGUUGAGAGGCUGUUUAAGUGGGCUCAGGAGGCCGAGCAGCCGCUCAGGAUCUACGCUACGGGCUUGUUGGCCGGGGCUAUGGAGAACCAGGACAUCGCAGCCAACUACAGGGAGGAGAACUCUGUUUUGGUGCCUUUGAUGCUGCAUCGGUUGCGUGAGCUCCAGGAUAAAGAUGCUGAGAAUAAAAGGGAAAUCAAACGGCCCAGCCCCUGGAAGAAUUUGAGUGAGCCUUUGCUCACUUUGGACGAGGAGACUGUUGACGGAAGCUUUGAAGAGAAGUCCUUCGCACCGGGGAGGAACGGGGCUGAAAGGGAGGGGACAGAGGAGGAUGGCCAAAUAGCCUUCUCAACCAUCGAGCCUGAAAACGAGCUUUCGUUCCGACUCAACUCCCCUCAUAAGACCAGCAGUCGUGCCAACUCUGCUGUUAAGACUAUGAUGAAGCCCAUGUCUGCCCCUGGUUCAAUGACAUACCAAGGCAUGUCGGAUGGCAGCAGCUUCCUGAAAAGGAAGGCAGAUAGGGAGAGCGGCAGGACCUCAAAACAGAAGCUAAAUUUCUCCUUGCCAGACCCAGAGAGGAACUUUAGCGAGCUUUCCAACAGCAGCUGGUCAGAGAUGAGCCCCUGGGUGAUUGGCAACAACUAUCAUCUGUACCCUCUGACCCCCGAAAUCGAGCAGAGGCUAAUCCUGCAGUACCUCACCCCUCUGGGAGAAUAUCAGGAGCUGCUGGCGGUGUUCAUGCAGAUGGGAGCUCGUGAGCUGCUCAUGCAUUAUAUGGAUCUAAAGCAGACCAAUGAUGUGCAGCUGACCUUUGAGGCUCUCAAGUACCUGGCUUCUCUGCUGCUGCACAAGAAGUUUGCUGCAGAGUUUGUGGCUCAUGGAGGAGUUCAGAAGUUGUUGGAAAUCCCCAGACCGUCUAUGGCUGCUACUGGAGUGUCUCUGUGCCUCUACUACCUAGCCUAUAACCAGGAUGCCAUGGAAAGGGUGUGCAUGUUGCCCCACUCCAUCCUGUCAGAUGUGGUUGGUUACACGCUGUGGCUGCUGGAGUGCUCACAUGCGUCCGGCUGCUGCCACGCCACCAUGUUCUUCUCCAUCUCCUUCUCUUUCCGUGCCGUGCUGGAGCUCUUCGACAGGCAGGACGGACUCCGACGCCUCGUCAACCUGAUCAGCACGCUGGAGAUCCUGAACCCGGAGGACCAGGGAGCGCUGCUGAGUGAUGAUGAGAUUUUCUCCAGCAGGCAGACAGCCAAGCACACCUGCAUGGCCCUGCGCAGGUACUUUGAGGCGCACCUGGCUAUCAAGGUGGAGCAGGUGAAGCAAUCCCUGCAGCGCACAGAGGGUGGCGCCCCCAUUCACUCCCAACCAUACUAUAAGGCGGUCAGCUAUACCCGAGAUCAGGUGGUGGAAAUGAUGGAGUUCCUGAUAGAGUACGGCCCUCUCAGGCUGUACUGGGAACCAGCGGAGGUCUUUCACAAGCUCUCAUGCGUCCAGCUCCUCCUGCAGCUCAUCUCCAUCGCCUGUGACUGGAGGACGUAUUAUGGCAGGAGCGAUACAGUGCGUUACGCUCUUGACAUCCUGAGCAUCCUCACAGUUGUUCCUAAGACGCAGAUGUUGUUGUCUGAGGCUGUUGCUGUGCUGGAUGAGGGAGGAUCCACUGUUUCCACUGUUGGAAUGAGUAUAGUCCUGGCAGUAGCAGAGGGAGAGGUGUUUGUAAACGAUGCCGAGAUUCAGAAGUCCGCUCUGCAGGUCGCCAUCAACUGCGUGUGUGCUCCAGACAAACGCGUGUCCAGCAUUGGCAAGUUCAUCGCAGGAACCCCCCGCCGCCGCCUGCCUCAGCAGACCAAAGCCAGCGAGAGUGUGCUCACUAAGAUGUGGAAUGUGGUGCAGUCGAACAAUGGCAUCAAGGUGCUGCUGUCCCUGCUGACGGUGAAGAUGCCCAUCACGGAUGCAGAUCAGAUCCGAGCGUUGGCUUGUAAAGCUCUGGUGGGUCUGUCUCGCUCCACCUCCGUCAGACAGAUCAUCAGCAAGCUGCCGUUGUUCAGCAGCGGACACAUCCAGCAGCUCAUGAAGGAGCCUGUGCUGCAGGACAAACGCAGCGAACAUGUCAAGUUCUGUAAGUUUGCAGCCGAGCUGAUAGAGAGGAUCUCCGGGAAGCCGCUGAUGAUCGGUACGGACGUGUCUCUGGCGUGGCUGCAGAGGGCCAGUGUGGUCGCCAAGUCCAGGAUCUCCUUCCCAGAGAAAGAGCUGCUGCUGCUCAUCAGGAACCACCUGGUUGCCAAAGGCCUUCAUGACACCGCCACCACACUCACCAAGGAGGCAGAUCUCCCCAUGACAUGUCUGUCUCAUUCUUCACAUGUAGCUUCUGCUUUCCCUCCUGUCGCACCCCCCCUACCUGUCUCCCCUGUUGCUACUCUACCCCGCACCCCACGGCUGGCCAACGGUGUCGGGUUAAGACUCGUAAAUCAUCCCUCUCAUUCGUCCUCCCCAGGAUGCAGCAAUCCACAAUCACGUCCCUCCCCGUCACUACUCAACUUGUGUUCUUCCACUGCUCUCCCCUCACCGUGUGUCCCGCCCUGUACCAACGGCUCCCCACUGAUUGGUCGAAUCGUUUUCUCUCGGGAAAGGCUAGCGCCGUGUACUACGGUGAGCUGCAAGAAACCCCGGGUGCUGAGGCAGAAGUCUGACCAUGGCGCCUUCAGCCAGAGUCCGGCCAUGAAGAAGCAGUUUGACAGGCACCUGCCCUCCCCCCCUGCACUGGACAGCAUUAUCACAGAGUACCUCAGGGAACAGCAUGCGCGCUGUAAGAACCCUGUGGCAACAUGCCCGCCUUUCUCUCUCUUCACCCCCCAUCAAUGCCCCGAGCCCAAACAGAGACGCCAAGCACCCAUCAACUUUACAUCCCGACACACACGGCGGGUUAUCUAUCCUAAAUACGGAGGCGUGGAUGGAGGCUGCUUUGACAGACAUCUCAUCUUCAGCAGAUUCCGUCCCAUCUCCGUCUUCAGAGAGGCGGACGAGGAUGAGAGUGGAUUCAUGUGUUGUGCCUUCUCAGCUCGCGAGCGGUUCCUGAUGCUGGGGACGUGCACGGGGCAGCUCAAACUCUACAACGUGUUUACAGGCCAGGAGGAAGCCAGCUACAGCUGUCACAGUUCAGCCAUCACUCACCUGGAGCCCUCACGGGAUGGCUCUCUGCUCUUAACGUCAGCCUCCUGGAGUUACCCUCUGUCUGCGCUCUGGGGCAUGAAAUCCGUCUUCAUCAUGAAGCAUUCUUUUCUGGGCGACCACUAUGUGGAGUUCAGUAAGCUUUCCCAAGAUCGAGUCAUUGGUACUAAGGAACAUAUAGCACGGAUUUACGACAUCCAGACGGGACAGGUAACUCUGACUCUGAACAACCCAGACCUGGCUAACAACUACAAGAGGAACUGUGCCACCUUCAACCCAACAGACGACCUUGUGCUGAACGACGGCGUGCUGUGGGACGUGCGCUCAGCUCAGGCCAUACACAAGUUUGACAAGUUCAACAUGAACAUCAGCGGUGUGUUCCAUCCCAACGGCCUGGAGGUCAUCGUGAACACGGAGAUUUGGGAUCUGCGGACCUUCCACCUCCUCCACACAGUCCCCGCUCUGGACCAGUGCAGAAUAGUCUUCAACAACAACGGCACCGUCAUUUAUGGAGCAAUGUUGCAGGCUGACGAUGAAGACGACAUGAUGGAGGUGCAGAGGAAAAGUCCAUUUGGGUCAUCGUUCAGGACCUUCAAUGCCACAGACUACAAACCCAUCGCCACCAUUGAUGUCAAGAGGAACAUAUUUGACCUUUGCACCGAUACCAAAGACUGCUACCUAGCUGUGAUUGAGAACCAAGACUCUGUAAACACCGACACCGUGUGCAGGCUGUACGAAGUCGGCCGGCAGAGACUCGCAGAGGAAGAGGAGGAGGAUGAGGAGGAUCAGGAGGAUGACGAUCAGGAUGAAGACGACGAUGACGAUGACGACUCGGACGACGACAUCGAUACAGAUCCUCUUAUCGCCGAGCUAGACAACGAGAACGGUGGAGAGGAUGAGGACGAUGAAGAGGAGGAUGAUGGGAAUGAGGAGUUCUCUCCCUCUGAUGAAGAGGUAGCUCGCCUUCUCGAAGAAGAUGUCGACGUUGGGGACGACGACGAUGAGGAUGACAAUGAUGAGGAAGAUUCUGAUAAUGAAGAUGUUGAUCUGGAUGGAGACAAUGAACCCAGAAGGAUCGGGACGCGAUGCCGGAAAGUCAGGAUUUGGCGGGCGGCUGUAGACGUCGACGGGAUCCCGGCGCUCCGAGCCACCAUUUUUGGGAUUUUCAUGACUUCACGGAUUCCUGCCAGCGAGGAAGGGCCACCUUCAGAAGUGGCCCAGGAGGUGAACUGGUGCCUCUCCAGUAUCAGGUCCACACUCAGGUCUUCCGAUGGAUGGUUCACCAGCCCUGUGUUGGGCCCAGGAUGA